This is a messenger RNA of Juglans microcarpa x Juglans regia, 2052 nucleotides long. RefSeq names its product centrosomal protein of 63 kDa-like. Bases 224 to 1426 code for a protein of 400 amino acids. The transcript is spliced from 9 exons. Lineage: Eukaryota; Viridiplantae; Streptophyta; Magnoliopsida; Fagales; Juglandaceae. The record is from RefSeq and is a predicted model, not a curated record.
ACCGCUCUCAUUCAAAUUACGCUUUUAAGCUGGCCACAGCCAAAAUCCAAAUUCUACCAUCGUUUCAAAAUUUCCCAAUCAGAAUUACAAACCCAAAUCUCUCAGCCCUGAAAGUUUGAAUCUUUCACUCUGAUUCAUAUUUCCGAGGGAUGGACUUAAUCUUUUAAGAAAUGAUACAGGUAUUUAUUUGUUUUGCACAUCUGUGUAUAUUUUUCUUGCACAUAUGUCACAUCAGACAAAGACGGACACUGAAAACUUUUCUGACAUCGAGGAACUCUUUCAGAUUGAGACUAGAUGUAGAGAGUUAAAGAAAGAAAAGAACAUGCUGAAAGAUUCUCAAUCUGAAAGCUUUGAACUGAUUCGGAGACUAGAACAACAUGUGAAAUCAUUGUCAGAGGCUCGUUCAGAAGACAAGAAACACAUUCAAAAGUUGGAAAAAGAGCUAUUGAACUGCUCUCAAGAAAUAGAUUACCUGCAGGAUCAACUAAAUGUGAGGAACACGGAGGUGAACUGCCUGAUAGAGCAUGUACACAGCCUUGAGCUGAAAUUAGCAGACAUUGAAGAUUUACAUGACAAAGUUGACAGGUCAAGGGAGGAGCUAAAGAGGUCUGAUUCAGAGCGCUUACUCUUGCUGCAGGAACUAGAUAGAAAAGAAGCAGAGUUACGAAAUUCAGCUUCGUGCAUAGAGAAAUUAGAGGAAUCCAUCACAGCCAUGGCAUUAGAGUCUCAAUGUGAAAUAGAAAGCAUGAAAAUUGAUAUCAUGGCCUUGGAACAGAGUUGCUUUGAGGCUAAUAAAAUCCAGGAGGAAACUACUGAAGAAAGAGCUAGGAUGAAUGGGAUGAUUCAAGAGCUUGAGGCUCAGUUUCAGGAUGCACAGAAAAUUAUUGAAUCUCUGGAUGGGGAAAAUAAGGAACUGAAAGAGAAGCUUGAUAUGUCUGAAAAGAAUGCUAGACUAUUUUGUCAGGGGAUUGAAGAGUGGCUGCACAACAAGGACAGAUCCCACCAGAAGUCUCAGACCUGCUUGAGCAAGCCAGAGGAUAAGCUUAGUAUAUUAAAAGAAUUCGGCACUUGUGGAGAAGUCUUGGGUCCACUCCUUUCACAGUUGGCAAAGGAGUGCAGAGUUGAUGCCGAUUCAAGAAUGAAGAUGGAGAAUAUGUCAAGACAGAUUCAAGAAUAUGAAUGUCUUGUGAAGCAACUUAAGGAAGAAUUGAGAGAGGAAAAGUUGAAAGCAAAAGAAGAAGCAGAGGACCUAGCACAAGAAAUGGCCGAGCUAAGGUACCAAAUUACAGGUUUGCUUGAAGAAGAGUGCAAGCGUCGUGCUUACAUUGAACAGGCAUCUUUACAGAGAAUUUCUGAGUUAGAGGCACAGGUCCAAAAAGAAAAGAAUAAAUCAUUUGCUGCUGUCAGGCAUCUCCAUGAAGCAUAGAGAUUGUGUUAUCAAAAGGAUUGAGGAUCUGUGUGUAGAAGAAGUUAUUCAGGGCUGAUGCUUCUGACAGACACUGUGAAGCUGUCAAGGGUACCAAACUCAAGAGUAUUUUUAUAGAUUGCUCUGUGCAAGAACCUAUAGAAAUUAAAACUUGUCAAUUUUACUACGGAUGAUGAUGCCCGCUAUAAAGCCGCCACAUCUAGUAGGGAAUUGAAGAAGAAGUUAUGCGACCUGUUGUGCUGUAAGUGCAAUUUGUAUCCAUGACAUCAUUACCGGAGCAUCAAUGUUUGGGUAGUUCUGAAGUCCAGUAGAGUCUCCUACAUGCAUGGGGUGCUAAGUUUACUGAACAUUACAAUAUUAUCUCCACAGCAUGCCAAUGGAGCAUGCUGCAGACACUGCACAGGCCCUUUUGUUUUUUUCACUUUUCUGGCAUAUGAUUCAGGAAGAGAUAUAGAUAUCUAUGUUCCUGAGCACGUGGGCUUAGUAGCCGAAAGUGUCAAAAAGCCCUGUAGUCUCUGUUUCUAUCUCAGACUGUUAGUGCUUAAGCAGUCGAGAAUAUUAGUUAUGUAUCAAUUUUUGCGUAUAAUGAUUCAUGCAAAAGGAUCCAUUUCGAUCCCUUGUUUGCA